UAUACGGUAUUUCAAACUGUAACAUUGAAAAAUGGGCAAACGUUCCACAUUUGCUUGAAGUUAAAAAACACUUUUUACAUUGAAUUUUACAAGAUUAAGGGCCGCGUUCAGCUCAUUGACCUAUUCUUUGUUUGUAUGAAUGCCAUUGUAUUUUAGAUAGUGUAGGUUUUUAGACUGACUAAAGGUGUUAAAUUCUAUUCCAUUUGAAAUGGGUGAGGUUUUUUUUGUCAUACAAAAGACGGCGUAGCCCGAUCAGUGUUUGGCCCACUUUUCAUCGAUACCUAUGACAGUUUACUACCCCUAAUACAUAUUUGUAGGCUUUUGCUUGCGGUUGCAUUUCUUUAAUGAGUUUAAAACUGCCUCUUUGUCAUGUAUUUCCAAAAUGAGAGCGCUGUAGCAGGCUAUUGGUUACGCGAUGAGGUGGGCGCCUAGAAAACAGGAGAAAGCAAGCUUCUGUUUAUUCCAGGAAAGUGACCAGGCAAUCAAUGUUAUUGGAGAGACCAACACAACUCUGGCACUCUCAAAUGUUAAUGUAAUGGAAACUAUAUACCCGCUCCAGUUUCCCUAUGAAAUGUAUCAAGGGAAACAAAUCACUGACUCUCAGGGCUAAUUUGAUCAAGCUGUGGUUGAGUUUGAUAGUGGAUGCACUCAAAGCCCUGUGCCCUGUCAUGCACAACACCAUGUUAAAGCAACAAACCUGGAAUAACACUGAGCAUUCAGUCCAGCCAAUGAGAAAGCCAUGGAAGAAGUUAGUGGAAAAUGUACAGUACAAGCCUCAAUUGUGACUCUUUUUUUGCCCCAGAUAUUCAGCGACGUCCCAAAAACUGCUUUUCUCGCCCACAGCCAUUCUGUUUUCUCAGAAGGGAGCUUCAGUUGCACACUGUCUUUAUCACAACACUAAGGACAGCUGCAAUCAACUUGGAAAGGCACAUGUGGAGGCAAAAAAAAAAUGGAUACUCAAAUUUACAGCUGGCCUACUACUGGGUUGAAAAUGUGAGGGCAAGGAAAGCCCUAUGAGGAAAAGCCAGAACAGCAGUAUCUCAAAAUGGCCCAAACCAGUUUGCUGCAGGGGAAGCGCUUUUACUGCAGGGAGUGGGUCUUCCACAAGAUCCAGCACUGUCUCCAGGAAAAGACUAAUGGCCUGAGUGGUUUGACCAGCACUCCCAGCAAGCAGGCCGGUGCCUCCGGCACUGGCGCAUCUAACCCCUGUGGCAGCUCUGCAGCAGGCUCUGCGAAGGCCACCGCCUGGGGGGUGUUGCUGGUGGGGGGGCCUGGGAGUGGGAAGACGGCCCUGUGCACGGAGCUCCUGUGGCCCUCUUCAGCCCAGGGCACUCAUCGGGGGCUGCAGCAACAGAGUCUGGCCUUCCAUUUCUGCCGGGCGGACGACUCGGACACACUCUGCCUGGGCGGCUUCAUCCGAGGUCUGGUGGCCCAGAUUUGCCGGAGCGGCCUGUUGCCGGGUUACGAGGAGAAGGUGCGCGAUCCAGCGGUGCAGAGCGUCCUGCAGCCCGGGGAGUGUGAGAGAAACCCCACUGAGGCUUUCAAGAGGUGUGUUCUCCUCCCACUCUUGAGUGCCAAGCCACCUCAGCAGGCCCUCUUCCUCCUGGUUGACUCCAUCGACGAAGGCUGUCAGCUGGGUGAGGGAGAACAGAGGUCUUCAGGCUCAGGCACCCCCAGGACCAUCGCUGAGCUCCUGGCCAGCCACCACGAGUACCUCCCGCCCUGGCUCCUUCUCAUCUGCUCAGCACGUCGCCAGAACAGGGCCAUCACCAAACUGUUCACAGGAUUCCGUAAAAUUAGCCUGGACGACCUUCGCAAGGCCUACAUCGUCAAGGACGUGCAGCAGUACAUCCUCCACCGGCUCGACCAGGAGGAGGCCCUUCGCCAGCACCUCACCAAGGAGACAGCCGAGAUGCUCAACCAGCUGCACAUCAAAAGCAGCGGCUGCUUCCUGUACCUGGAGCGCGUGCUGGACGGGGUGGUGGAGAACUUCAUCGUGCUGCGAGAGAUCCGCGACAUCCCCGGCACACUCAAUGGCCUCUACUUGUGGCUCUGCCAAAGGCUGUUUGUUCGGAAGCAGUUCGCCAAAGUCCAGCCUAUUCUCAACGUGAUCCUUGCAACCUGCAGGCCACUUACUUUCAAGGAGCUUUACCAUGCUGUCUGGACCAAAAACAUGACUCUCACCAUGGAGGAUUUUCAGAAGAAGAUGGACAUCCUCUCCAAGUUGUUGGUUGAUGGCCUCGGAGGUACUAGGAUCCUCUUUCACUACAGUUUUGCCGAGUGGCUCCUGGAUGUUAAGCAUUGUACACAAAAGUACUUGUGUAAUGCAGCGGAGGGACAUAGGAUGGUGGCGAUGAGUUACACUUGCAGGGCCAAGCAGCUCAAACCGCUGGAGGUGCAGGAGUUUGCCCUGCAUCUGAUCAACUCCAACCUGCAGAUAGAGCCUUUCAACCUGGCUCUUUGGAUGGUGUGGAAUGGUACACCCGCCAAAGACUCUCUUUCCAUCUCCAUACCUAAAGAGCAGGAGGUGCUACAGCUUCUAGUCAAAGCUGGAGCUCACGUCAACAACGACGACGACCAUGCCUCUUGCAUAGUGCAGCAGGCACUGGAGAGAGAGGAUUCGAUUCGGACGUUGCUAGACAAUGGAGCCUCUGUGAACCAAUGUGACUCUAGCGGGAGAACUUUGCUGGCCAAUGCUGCGUACAGUGGAAACCUGGAUGUGGUGAACUUUCUCAUAUCCAGAAGAGCAAACAUGGAGAUGGAGGACAACCAUGGACAAACGUCACUUACUCUUGCGGCAAGACAAGGGCACACUAAGGUCGUAAACUGCCUCAUCGGCUGUGACGCAAACAUCAAUCACACAGACCACGAUGGGUGGACCGCCCUUAGGUCUGCAGCCUGGGGUGGGCAUUCGGAGGUGGUGUCUGCUCUCCUCUACGCCGGUGCCAAAGUUGACUGUGCUGAUGCCGACAGCAGAACGGCCUUAAGAGCCGCAGCUUGGGGAGGUCAUGAAGACAUCGUGCUGAACCUCCUCCAACACGGGGCAGAAGUCAACAAAGCAGACAAUGAAGGAAGGACAGCUCUCAUUGCAGCGGCAUACAUGGGGCACAGAGAAAUCGUAGAGCACCUCUUGGAGCAUGGGGCAGAGGUGAACCAUGGUGAUGCGGACGGAAGGACAGCCCUCUCAGUUGCUGCUCUCUGUGUGCCUGCCAGUAAAGGUCAUGCCUCUGUCGUAAGCCUCCUCAUUGACAGGGGUGCAGAGGUGGACCACUGCGACAAAGACUGCAUGACCCCCCUCCUUGUGGCUGCCUAUGAAGGACAUGUGGACGUAGUUGAUCUGCUGCUGGAAGGUGGAGCUGACGUGGAUCACACUGACAACAAUGGCCGAACGCCUCUUCUUGCUGCAGCGUCCAUGGGCCAUGCCUCUGUUGUCAAUACCCUGCUUUUCUGGGGUGCAGCUGUAGACAGCAUCGACAGUGAAGGAAGGACUGUUCUGAGCAUAGCGUCCGCUCAAGGGAACGUAGAGGUGGUCCGAACUCUGCUGGACAGAGGGCUGGACGAGAAUCACAGAGAUGACGCAGGCUGGACCCCACUGCACAUGGCCUCAUUUGAGGGUCACCGGCAAGUAUGCGAUGCCCUCAUUGAGCAAGGUGCCCGAUGCACAGAGGUGGAUAACGAUGGUCGAAUACCCCUGAUAUUGUCUGCGCAAGAGGGUCACUAUGACUGUGUCCAUAUUCUUCUGGAAAACAAGUCUUGCAUCGACCAAAGAGGAUAUGAUGGGAGGAAUUCUCUCAGGGUGGCUGCACUGGAAGGCCACAGGGAUAUUGUUGAACUGUUGCUGAGUCAUGGUGCUGAUAUAGACUGUAAAGACGCAGACGGACGCCCGACAUUAUACAUAUUGGCACUUGAGAAUCAACUAGCAAUGGCAGAGUACUUCCUGGAAAAUGGGGCCAAUGUGGAAGUCAGCGACACAGAGGGAAGGACGGCCCUCCAUGUGUCCUGCUGGCAAGGGCAUGUAGAAAUGGUCAGGAUGCUGAUCAACUAUCAUGCCGAUGUGAACUCUUGUGACAACGAGAAGCGAUCCGCCCUCCAGUCAGCGGCUUGGCAAGGCCACACAAAGGUUGUGCGGUUCUUGAUUGACAAUGGCACUCACGUGGAUCACACAUGUAAUCAGGGGGCAACAGCGCUUGGCAUUGCUGCCCAAGAGGGGCACAGAGAUGUAGUGCAGAUCCUUCUGGAGCACGGCGCUGACCCCAACCACGCAGACCAGUUUGGACGCACAGCCAUGCGAGUGGCUGCAAAAGGGGGGCAUUCAAUGAUCAUCAAACUUCUUGAGAAGUAUGGGGCCUCAAGUCUUAAUGGCUGUAGUCCUUCGCCAGUACACACUAUGGAGCAAAAAACCCCACUCUCUGUAGCUGGGAAAAUGCAGUCUCUCACAAUUAAAUCCAACAGCUCUGGCAGCACAGGAGCUGGAGACAUGCAGUCAUCUGGACGUGGUCUACAGAACGGUCCUGUCCACGCCUUCAGCUCCCCUUCGGAAUCUCCUGACUCUACCGUGGACAGACAAAAGUCGUCUCUCUCAAAUAAUUCCCUCAAAAGUUCUAAAAACUCACUGAGAACCACCUCGUCCACUGCGACUGCACAGACUGUGCCCAUAGAUAGUUUCCACGGAAUGACCUUCACCGAGCAAAUCCAGCAACACUCUCUGCCUCGCAGUCGGAGCCGACAGUCCAUCGUCUCACCUUCCUCCACCACCAAGUCCAUUGGACAUCAUCAGGGGUCUCCAUCAAGUGAAUUUGACUGGGCUCAGGUUAAGCCAGGUCUCAAGUCGACCAAAGGGAAUAAGCCUGGAAAUGACACAUCCAACGGCAAAGGGGGGUCAGGAGACAAGAAAAGGCUCAAGAGCAUUGGCUCAACCCAGGGUCAGGAAUAUGAGAUGACCCAGUUUGAUAAGAGGACUGCGCUCAACAAGUCUGUAGCGAACAUUGCAGUGAAGGAUCCUCAUUGUAAGAUCAUGGUUGGCGGCUCCACCCAGCCAGAUGGGGGACUGACCCAAGAGCAAUUAUUCAUCCAACAGCAGAGCAUUGCAGAGAAGAAGCGAAAUGGAAUUAUGACCAACCCCAACUACCAUCUUCAGGGCAAUCAGGUUUUUCUCGGGAGGGUUUCUGUCCCAAGGACUGUACAGAAUAGAGGGCACCAGGAUGUGCUGGAGAACUACCCUAUAGGGGAGACUGAAUUAAGCCUUAAACAAGCACUGAAACUGCAGAUAGAAGGAUCAGACCCUGGGUUUAACUACAAAAAGGAGACACCAUUAUAGCUGAUGUCUUGAAUGCCAUUCGUCACGGAGACAUCGGGAGGGAAUGUGCCAAAGCAACUUUUUUUCCCCCCAUCUGCAUAAGACAUGAUAAAAUAAAAAAAAUCCACUCUCUCAAGUGGAACACCUCAGAAAACCUAGGAAAGAAUGUUGAUCGCUGCACAAGGCCUAGAUGAACUGAUACUUCAAUGUGCCUACAUCUGUUACAGCCUUCUCAGUGUAAUCAUGCACACUAUCGUUUUAAUGUAUUGAUAUUUAAUAUGCAGUGUAUGCACUUUUUACAUAGAGAAAAUGACAAACAUGUAUUUGUUCAGCCUCCCCUUUAUGCUCCUGUGUUUCAAACUAAUUGUUCCAAAAAAAAAUCAUACAUUGUUUCUGUGUUAUACUGUAUGUUUGUUUUUGUUGUCCUGCCUGCAAUCAUACACACCGACAGCAAUGUACCGCUGAGCGCAUCAUCACAUCUUACCAGAGGACAUCAAGAUAAUCGAUGACAUGGGAUAAUGUUAUGCGCAUUGGUACUCUGCCUUCCUGAAGACCCCAAAUAAUCUGUGUUAACCUCGUUCGGUGUACUAAACAUAUGCUGUGUGUAAUAUGUUAAUAGCUAAGGCAAUUUACUAUACAAGUAUAACCAACCAUAUUUAUUUAGGAAAAAGCCACUUUAAGUUGUAUUGUAUGCUCUAUCAUGGUGCUGUGUUCAAAAGUUGCCUGCAGUUAUUUUGGACUCCAUUUUGGUCGUCUUGAUACCAUUUUCUUUGCUAUGUGUAUUGUAGUGUUAAAGAUACCUAAGGGAGAGAGUUAAUUGAAAACGUUAAACCCAUGUGACUUCAUUUUGUCCCUGUGGGACUUUUCAUGUUUUUUUUUUUGUGUGUGCAUUUGAAAAUGAUUAAAAUAACCAUUGUGUAUACUGUCAACUACGGAGGUGGGGCUUAAAUGCAAAAGUCUGAAGCGAAAGCGGCAUUCGAGUGCAUUCGUUGGUGGAAUUAUUACUAUUACAACCUGCAAUUCAAGAAACAAAAUUCAAACUUUGUUUCCCCUAUUAUUGCAGUGUGGCUUAUAUUUUGAUAAUUGACGUAUAUUUCGGAGCAAGACGCACACACAAAAAAAACGGCUUAAGGUUCACUCGUCGCGGCUUCACUGAGUAGGAGACUUCAAUAAUAUUAUGGUUUUAAAGGAUGGUUUGAAAUGUAUACCUGUCAAGCCAAAGUUGGAACAAAGCAUUUUUUUUUUCUUCUCUUGAGCGGCUGCAUGUCAGUUAACCCAGCAGUAGCUCCGCCGUAGAGGGAGGGGCUUGAAGAUGGUGCUCUCGGAUUGCAAACAUCUGUUUUUCAUGGACUAUGUGGGGGCUGUGUGAGCAUUUGUGUGUCAUGUUUUUUUUUGGCAGGCUUUUCACAAUGUUAACAGUGAGAAGGGGGGGAAAAUGGAAAAGCCGUCGCAAACAUACUGUAUAAACCCAAGUCGAAGCCCUCCGCUCUCCAGUACAGCUUGAAGGUGUGGUAUGAAGGUAUAAAGGAAGAAGGACUCAUUUUUAGGAUCAAUUCGGGACAGUAUUCAAACUUCUUUCGCCAUCUCUCAAACCUCAUGUUGUUUUGAAUUGACCCUAAACUGAUUGUAAAUAACUUACCAUGUACAUUGAACUUUUCAUUUCAAAAAUGUAUUUCCUGUACUAUAUUAAGCAGAAUGGUCUGAUGUAUAUUAAAGUGCUUAAUAAACAUAUUUGCUUUACUGCUGGAAAAUUA
Messenger RNA from Oncorhynchus mykiss (rainbow trout), 7050 nucleotides. Lineage: Eukaryota; Metazoa; Chordata; Actinopteri; Salmoniformes; Salmonidae. The record is from RefSeq and is a predicted model, not a curated record.